CUGUGGGUUUUAUUUUUUUCUUGCAAUAUGUAUUGCUUUGUUUGAGAAGGUUGUGAAAUACAGAAGGAAGAAUUAUGGAGAGAGAAAGACAUGGGUUUGCCAUUUACUAAUCAACUUGCUGAGCCUUGAUUUCCUCAACUGUAAAAGAGGAAUAAUUAUGCCUGCUUAUCGUGUUCUUAGAGUUGAAUACAGUGAUUGUGUAGAUUACUAUGAAUAGUCUUUGCCAGUUAUUUUGGAUUGUAAUAAAUGUCUAUUCUUUCUAUUCUGUGAGUUUUCAAAAAUAUCCCCAAAUUUCUAUUUAUUAGAUAAUCCCUGAAAAUAGUGUAUUUAAAAUAUCCUUUUAAGGAAAAACUGUUUUUUGUUUUUGUUUUGUUUUGUUUUGUUUUUUGCUUCUUCCACUAUCUUGAGUUCCCAUUAACUUAGCCUAAAGUUGCAAAUAUCCUAAAAUGUUUUUUCUUUUAAUCAUUUACACACACACAAAUAUAUAAACACAUAUGUUCUUCAUUAGUAACAAUUUUUCUCUUAGUGGGGUUAAUUAUUGUAUUUAGUUAUUUCUGAACAUAAAGUUGGUGUCAGUGUACUUCCCAGUUCGUUCCUACCUCUUUAUUUCUGAGCUCUUUGAUUUUCCUUUGAUGGAAGAGCAUACGUUUGAACAGUUUGUAUAUAAUAUACUUCUGGAAUGGUGACAUUUUCUAACACUUUACAGCUCUGAGGAUAAUUUAUUGUGACCUUUGUACCUGGAGAACUAGGAUGAAGUAUGAAGUUCUUAGAUCCUAACUUUUUCCUUUCAAUUCUCUCAAAGUCAUUACUUCAUUGUCUUCCGGCAUUUUAUUAUUGCAAUGGAGAAAUCUGAGGUCAAUCUGCUUUUAGUUCCUCUGAAAUAACCUAUUUUUUUCUGCUUGUAUGCUUAUAGGAUUAUAUCUUUAUCCUUGAAAUUUAAAAACCUUUGCCAGGACAUGUCUUGGUGUUGAUGAUCUCUGUCGAACCUUGUCAGUCUCCAGUCUCAGUAUAAUGAGUAUGAUGACUCUCACUGUACAUAAGUCUUUAUGCACAUCUCUGAUAUUUCCUUAGGAUAAAUGAGGAGCUGAUUCUUAAUCCUGUCACAUUGAAUGGACAGCAAAUUAUGGAUGAGCCUAUGGGAGAGGAGGAGAUUAAUCCACAAAGUGAAGAAGGCAGCAUCAAAGAAAUUGCAAUCACACAUCAUGUGAAGGAAGGGCAUGAAAAAGCAGAUCCUUCCCAGUUUGAGCUUUUAAAAGUAUUAGGACAGGGGUCAUUUGGAAAGGUUUUCUUGGUUAAAAAAAUCUCAGGCUCUGAUGCUAGACAGCUUUAUGCCAUGAAGGUAUUGAAGAAGGCCACGCUGAAAGUUCGUGACCGUGUUCGGACAAAAAUGGAACGUGAUAUCUUAGUAGAAGUGAAUCAUCCUUUUAUUGUCAAGUUGCAUUAUGCUUUUCAAACUGAAGGGAAGUUGUAUCUUAUUUUGGACUUUCUCAGGGGAGGAGAUUUGUUUACACGCUUAUCCAAAGAGGUGAUGUUCACAGAAGAAGAUGUCAAAUUCUACUUGGCUGAACUUGCACUUGCUUUAGACCAUCUACAUAGCCUGGGAAUAAUCUAUAGAGACUUAAAGCCAGAAAAUAUACUUCUUGAUGAAGAAGGUCACAUCAAGUUAACAGAUUUUGGACUAAGUAAAGAGUCUAUUGACCAUGAAAAGAAGGCAUAUUCUUUUUGUGGAACUGUGGAAUAUAUGGCUCCAGAAGUAGUUAACCGGCGUGGUCAUACUCAGAGUGCUGACUGGUGGUCAUUUGGUGUGUUAAUGUUUGAAAUGCUCACUGGUACACUACCUUUCCAAGGAAAAGAUCGAAAAGAAACAAUGACUAUGAUUCUUAAAGCCAAACUUGGAAUGCCACAGUUUUUGAGUCCUGAAGCACAGAGUCUUUUACGAAUGCUUUUCAAACGAAAUCCAGCCAACAGAUUAGGUGCAGGACCAGAUGGAGUUGAAGAAAUUAAGAGACAUUCGUUUUUCUCGACCAUAGACUGGAAUAAACUAUAUAGAAGAGAAAUUCAUCCACCUUUUAAACCUGCAACCGGCAGGCCUGAAGAUACAUUCUAUUUUGAUCCUGAAUUUACUGCAAAAACUCCCAAAGAUUCACCUGGCAUUCCACCUAGUGCUAAUGCACACCAGCUUUUUCGGGGGUUUAGCUUUGUUGCUAUUACCUCAGAUGAUGAAAGCCAAGCGAUGCAGACAGUGGGUGUACAUUCAAUUGUUCAGCAAUUACACAGGAACAGUAUUCAGUUUACCGAUGGAUAUGAAGUGAAAGAGGAUAUUGGAGUUGGCUCAUACUCUGUUUGCAAGCGAUGUAUACAUAAAGCCACGAACAUGGAGUUUGCAGUGAAGAUUAUUGAUAAAAGCAAGAGAGAUCCAACUGAAGAAAUUGAAAUUCUUCUCCGUUAUGGACAGCAUCCAAAUAUUAUUACUCUGAAGGAUGUAUAUGAUGAUGGAAAAUACGUGUAUGUAGUAACAGAACUGAUGAAAGGAGGUGAAUUACUGGAUAAAAUUCUUAGACAGAAAUUUUUCUCUGAGCGAGAAGCCAGUGCUGUCCUGUUUACCAUAACCAAAACUGUUGAAUAUCUUCAUGCGCAAGGGGUUGUUCACAGAGACUUGAAACCUAGCAACAUUCUUUAUGUGGAUGAGUCUGGUAAUCCAGAAUCUAUUCGAAUUUGUGAUUUUGGCUUUGCAAAACAGCUGAGAGCGGAAAAUGGUCUUCUCAUGACUCCUUGUUAUACUGCAAAUUUUGUUGCGCCAGAGGUUUUAAAGCGACAAGGCUAUGACGCUGCCUGUGAUAUAUGGAGUCUUGGUGUCCUCCUCUAUACAAUGCUUACUGGCUACACUCCAUUUGCAAAUGGCCCUGAUGACACUCCAGAGGAAAUACUGGCACGAAUAGGUAGCGGAAAGUUCUCCCUCAGUGGCGGUUACUGGAAUUCUGUUUCCGACACAGCAAAGGACCUGGUGUCCAAGAUGCUUCACGUGGACCCCCAUCAGAGACUCACUGCUGCUCUCGUGCUCAGACAUCCCUGGAUUGUCCACUGGGACCAACUGCCGCAGUACCAACUGAACAGACAGGAUGCGCCACAUCUAGUGAAGGGUGCCAUGGCAGCUACAUAUUCUGCCUUAAACCGUAACCAGUCCCCAGUUUUGGAACCAGUAGGCCGCUCCACUCUUGCUCAGCGGAGAGGUAUUAAAAAGAUCACCUCAACAGCCCUGUGAAGUGACCUCAGUGAGCUAUUUGGUACCAUGGUGUAAGCUGAUAGCACAAGUUCUGGCGACAGGUAGCACAUAUCUGAGAGACACCUGCAAGCACACACUGUCCCAGCUGGUACCCACAAUGCUGCUGCUCCUGCUGCUGCUCCUGCUUUCGUCUCUUCUCGCUUUAAUGAUUGUUAGCAAGGUAGAUUUUCCUGGAGCUUCGGAUGAAAUGAAAAUGGAAACAUGAUGAAGAUAUAUUCACACAAUCAACAAGAAAAUAAUGAACAUAUGAAUACCACCUAAAAUACACUGAAUAAAGUACUUUACACCAUAUAGCAUUAUUUUUAUAGGAGAUAUUUCAUGUCCCUUCAAUAUUCUUUGUUAGUUAUAGGGAUGGACAGUUUAUGUUAAGCACUUAGCUUAAACAAUCCGUUUAUAUUAGCACUGUAUCCCUUGUGCCAUCCAACAUUUUGUAUGUUUUUGUAAACAGUUCAUAUACAGUACAUUUCUGUACUGCUUUCUUUAAUGUAUACAUGCCUUGUUUAACUUGGAAUCUAUUAACCAAUUGACUAUUAAAUCUGGUUAAAUAGUUCACCUGAAUUAGCAGUAUUGUUGGACAACCCUAAAAAAUGGCCAGAUUGUGAAACAGCUGUUGAAUGUAAUGCUUUCAAAUGUACAUAUCUUUCCCCAUGUCUGUUUCACUGGUUUGUUGGUUGGUUUGUUUCUAAAGUCAGGUGCUCUGUCAGACUAACUUAGAGAGCUGCUACGAUAGAGAAAGUUAUCAUAUGUGUUUGGCAUGAAAUCAAGAGUACAUCUCUAAAGUUAGCCCAUAUACUUUGCAACUCCUUUGGGUUCUUUUUUCCUUAAUUAAGGAAGUAGUCCUCACACUUUUAGUCUUGUAUCCACACUUAGUAUUUGGCAUAUCAUUUGGGAUUUUGCCAAUUACCUAGAAGGCCUUUAAGAAUCGUGGUAAGAGAUUGGUGAAGGGAAACUCAGACACAGGUAAUUGAAGUCCUAAUAGAUAUAGUUCAUGUUUAAAUAGAUAUUCUACAUAAACACUAAUUUGAAUGUAAUAAAGGCCACAGGCCUCUAUGAAAUUGGAUUUAAACUUUCUUAUUUUAGAGAAUAAAACAUUCUUGAUCAAACAAUAUCUGUUUGAACCUGAACUCAUGGCUAAAGUAGUCUGCGUGAACAUUAAGCAACGGGUGUUUUCUGAAUUCCUCCUGAGGAUUCUGGCCAUAUAGCACUUCCUUUGAUUUCCAAACUGCUCCAUUUUCAUAAUGGCCAUUGGGUUAGCUUGGAUGGCAGUAGUUGUUACCUAUGUCAGUUUGGCAGUUUCCACAAUUUAACUGAUGAAAUAAACUUAAGUAUCCAUUAUAAACUCUAUCUUUGCCAAGUUACCUAGUAUAUAUCACCAUGUAAUGUAAAAGAUAUAUAAGCAAGGAAAGAAUAAUUUAACUUACCUCAUCAAGAAUGUACCCAAAUAGAUCAUUCUUAGUCAUGUACUAACCCAUUCAUAUCAGAAAUCUUUUUUUCAGCCAGACAUUUUAACUCUUCCAUGGAGAGUAUAAAGCCAACAGAGAAAGCAGCUCGCCUAAAUGUCUUGAAAGCCAAUUGUUAUUCCAAAAUUUCUCCCAUGUAAUUGGAGAAGAAGGGGGGCAUCUAUAAAAUUCCUCUUGUCCAGGUGACAUAAAUGACUGCUGCAUAAAAAUCCAACCUCUAAAUGGAAAAUGUAUGCAAAGAGAAAAAUCAAAUCUAGGGAGAAGCUUUUAUUUCCCCUUGUCUAUUCGGUGUUUCAAACCAUGAUCUUCUGUAAUUCUUUGUCACUUGUUAAAUGUUAAUGUAAUGCUAAGCAAACAAAAAUCAAAAAACUUUCCAGGUUUUUGAUCCUGUUGCUACUUCACAAUUGCUUAAAUGUGUUGCCUAUAAUAUGUCUUUGGAUUAAGGUCAGCACCAUAAAUAGGCCCAGUGUUGUCACAUUGCAGUAUAAGAGGCUGAAGCCCAAAUCAAAGACUAGAAUCCUUAACUUUUCCCCAUUAGCUUUUCUUUCCCUCCCUUGUAACACCAUGCUGCCUUUCCUUCGUGGUUUCACCUGACCAGUAACUGAGUUUUAAAAAACAAAACAAAACAAAACAAAAAAAAAACUGGAUUCCUUGGGGCAGUUUGCUAGUCAUAUGGGAUAUCAUUUCUUUCUUUCAGAAUCAAAUGCCUUUUCUCUCUAGUCAAGCUGCCAGUUUUAUUGAAGAAAAGCAAAUUAUGUGUUUACAAAGCUGAAAAUGUUUUGCGUGAAAAGCAAGUUUGUGAACAUAAUUUAUUUCUUUCAUCUGUGGUUCUGGUGUUCUCAUUGCUUUUGAUUUGUAGUGGACAAGAGUGUGCUAGAAAUAGUGGUUUUGUUUGAUUCAUCUUUCCAUUCAUUUCUCAAAAUGUAUCUCUUUGUGAUGUUGAAUUGUGGUAGUGGGGCACCUGCUGGCUUCUCCCCUUCACCAGUUAGUGCUGGUGGUUACUGGGGCUUCUCUGAGGAGGUGUCAGGCCAGUCUUUCAUAUUUCACUGUGAAAGAAUGAACCCAUCAGGCCCCUUCUACAAACGUCCUCUUAGUUUAUAAUGUAGAAUAAAAUCCAAAAUAGAAGACUGCAUUUAACAUUGCCAGGCACAUACUGGGAAAUACAAGUUACACUAACCUGGGUUUUCUAUUUUCUCUUUGGAGUGAUGAUGUUAAAUUAAGGUAAGUUCUUUGUCUCCUCUCCCUCCCCACUUCUAUUUUGAAUGUUUUGAAUGUUUGAAUGAUUUCAGCUCUUUGUAAUUUAUAGAGAUGUCUUCUAAAUACAGAAGGCCUUUGAUUUUGAACAGCUUUUGAUAUAAGUGCAUUUAUUCACAAGCAACCACAAAAGUAAAAGUGUAAUGAGUUUGACAAGGCAUGAAGUUGUGCUGUUAGAGUGGUGUGGUGUGUGGGAAAAGAAACUUGCAAGUGUCUGUGGAGAGUGGGUUUGGUGAAUAUAGGGUCAAUUUUCUCAUUUCACAUACAGUGUGAUCCAAAGAGCAAGUUCAAGUCAACCCAGGCCACACUGACUUUUUAAGAAGUGGCCACUACUAAGGCCUGGGGAGGUGGAACUGUCCAGUUUCCUCUGUCAUGUAUCCUUGUCCCAGGAAAGAUUUAAACUGCAUUGGUGGAUAUAAAGGCUUCACAGAAUUCACAGAAUGAAUGUACUUGGUAGGAAAGCCCAGCCUGGGGUAAAAGAACAAAACCUUCAAGAUUUGAGGGCUUUGGUUAUACAUGUCAGCAUGACUUUGAGAUUCUCUAUUUCAUGGCCUUUAGCAUUGUCCUAAAAUUUUCAGCUCGAUUCACCAUGUUUUGUAGAGAAAAUUCUGUCUUGAGGUAUUGAGCAUUUAAUACGUUGGAAGGUAUGUUGGCUAGCUCAGGAACACAAAGGGUUACAAAAGGUCUAUGUUCUAUGAUGAACAUGAACAGAUAUCGCAAAAUCCAUGACUGACCUUGGUGCUUAAAGCUAGGGGUUUGAAUCUAGUCCUGGAGUUCUGUGUCUCCGAAAGGCCCAACUCCCUGUGACUUAACAUUAAACUGGAUAUAUAUGUUUCAGCCUCUUUAAUUCACAGCUAAGUUGACUGAACUCAGUACUAUCAUUGCAGUUAAUGAAAAUACUCCUCUUUUCAACCCAAGAUUGCUUACGUUUUGCUGGUCUCCCCCAGUGGCCAUUGGUGGAGACCAGUAUAUGAAGGAAUGAAUUUCUCUUUUCUUGGGACUGUGGUAUUCUGCAGAGUCACAUUUAACCACUUUGGAGUGAAGAAUCUACAGAACGAUAAUACUCAAAUACGGAUGGCCAAGAAGAAUUUUUGUCUUCAGUGUACUUUAUGUACUUUUAACACUGCUGUAUUCUUUGUGAUCCAGUGACUGGUUCCAAUGUGACUGAGUGUUCUCAAAGAACUCGAGUAACUAAGUCAACCUAAUUUUCUUAAGCCUGGUAUUACUGUCACGCUCAUACUUACCACUUUGAUUCCAGUCUUGCAACUGUUCGUAACAGAGCAUAGCAGAUUGGGAUGAGAGCCUACUUCCUACCUCCUAAGGCACUUUCUUUUUAUUUUGCCAUAUAACCUUGAACUGCAUGAUAAGCUGUUUAAAUGUCCAUGACUUCUCCCAGAACAAUUAGCAAAGCAUAUGGCAUUUUGACUAGAGAUUAGUGAAAAGGAAAACGUAGAGAUUUCAGUUUUAGAGGUGAAGACUUCUUUAGAGCAACAUGCCAUGUGAGUACAGUGUAUGUAAAUGCGUAUGAGAAGAGAGUUGCUGAUAUAGUCCUAAGUAGAUUAGUUCAAUAUCUAAUGGAAGUGAACAUCUUUACUCCUGUUAUCACUGUUGUACUGCGUGAACUGUAUAUUGAGUUUUUCAGACAAGGAUUUAAAAUAGAAUUUCUAAAUGCAAGUAAGGGCAUAAAGCAUAAAGAAUUCGGUUUGUGUUUCUGUAAGUGUGGCUUACCAUCUAAAGCUUUUGUUUUUUCAUUUAAAAAUAAAGGCUUCAAGUGUUGCCAUUCAUUAGCAUCCUUAAUGAUUGUGAGGGAUGAGUUUUUAACUCUUAAAUUAUAUAUAUGUAUUAGUUUUAUUUUCUCUUGCCCUAAAAAAAGAGGAAGGCAUACACCUAAGGGAUGUAAUUAUUUGGCAGUUUUGGCCAUGGGGGAUAUGGGUGGGGUCUACUUAAACAAUUUUUAAAAAAGAAAAAAAUCACAAAUAUUUUUCUACUAUUAUAUAUGAUCUUACUUUAUUACUAGUUUCUCUCAUGUAAGGCAUGCCAGAAGCCCAAAUUACCAUAUCAUGAGUUCUUAUGUAUUGUACCUUUUAUUGAUGGUAUAAAUCGCAUCAGAUGCUUGGCACUGCUGCCAUAAUUAUGAAAUGCUUGGAUCAAAUAUCACUGAAUAGUUUAAAUUGUUUUACUUUAGAAUCUAAUCUGGGAAAUUUGCAAAUCAUACUAUUAAUGUGUACUCUAAGCUCUCUCAGAUGUAUCCAUGAAUAAUCUUGGAACAAUAUUGCUUGUAUUCCUGUCAUGGAACAGGUUUUGUAAUCUUUAAAAGAAAUGAAAAUUUAUAUAAUAAAGUUUGAAAUAAAUGCAUGUAUGUCACUUUUAUCA
Molecule: messenger RNA, 8370 nt
Organism: Ochotona curzoniae (black-lipped pika)
Lineage: Eukaryota; Metazoa; Chordata; Mammalia; Lagomorpha; Ochotonidae
Gene: RPS6KA3
Product: ribosomal protein S6 kinase A3
Exons: 23
Coding region: 1124-3262 (712 amino acids)
Biological process (GO): protein phosphorylation; intracellular signal transduction
Molecular function (GO): ribosomal protein S6 kinase activity; magnesium ion binding; ATP binding
Source: RefSeq, a predicted model, not a curated record